This is a messenger RNA of Plasmodium fragile, 333 nucleotides long. RefSeq lists its product as uncharacterized. The transcript is spliced from 4 exons. The record is from RefSeq and is a predicted model, not a curated record. Bases 1 to 333 code for a protein of 110 amino acids. NCBI's taxonomy places the organism in Eukaryota, Apicomplexa, Aconoidasida, Haemosporida, Plasmodiidae.
AUGAUGUACUGGACAUAUAUAAGGUUAGUUCUACGCCGCAGCUCCGUCGUUUUUAGAAGCAUACAAGGAAAAAAUGUUCUGUUGUACUUUACCUUUCCGCAGCCUUUAAAUUCUCACUCUGUGAAUGCCAUUCCUGGGGAUAAAAUGAGUGAAGAAUACGAAGUGAAGGACAUCAAGGAUGAAGUGCAAAAAGAAUAUUCCGAAAAUUCUUUAAAAAGGCUAGCCGAAAGGUACCACAAAGAUGUGGGCGAAAGUGAUCAGAACAUUUUGGAAGAGCUUGACCAGCUUAACGACAUUAUAGGGGAAAGGACUCUUCACUUAAAUAUAUUUUAA